Messenger RNA from Saxophila tyrrhenica, 531 nucleotides. RefSeq lists its product as uncharacterized. The record is from RefSeq and is a predicted model, not a curated record. The transcript has 2 exons. Lineage: Eukaryota; Fungi; Ascomycota; Dothideomycetes; Mycosphaerellales; Extremaceae. The coding region runs from base 1 to 531 and encodes 176 amino acids.
AUGUACACCUACAUCGCCGCCCUUGCGCUCCUCGCCAGCAGCGUCCUCGCACAGAACCCAGGCAUCCCCACUUGCGCCUUUGACUGCGUGACAGGAUACGGCGGCUGCGGGCAAUUCGACUACCAAUGCAUCUGUAGCAACCAGGACUACAUAGCGCAGAUGGCCUGUUGCGUGUCCAAGAAUUGCGACAAGGCCGAUCAGGACUCAACACUCGAGUUCGCCAACGCUCUAUGCGCCGGCCAAGACGUCAACAAUCUUCCUCAGACCGCUACCUGUGCCUCGACAGCCUCCUCGGCUUCAUCGACCUCAGGAUCGACGGCGUCGACAUCGACGGCUUCUAACACUGGCUCUACUGUAGCUGGCGGCACGACGAACGCUCCGGCCCCAGUACGAACGAUCGAUGCAGCUGAUGAUUCGGCGUCGUCGACCUCUGCAGCAGCUGCAAGUUCGUCUUCAGGAGCAGCAGCGAGGCAUAAUGUCGAAGGUGUGGGCAUCGGGAUGGUCGUGGCAGGCUUGGUGGCAGCAUUGUAA